This is a messenger RNA of Halteromyces radiatus, 1171 nucleotides long. RefSeq lists its product as uncharacterized. Bases 102 to 1091 code for a protein of 329 amino acids. The transcript has a single exon. The record is from RefSeq and is a predicted model, not a curated record. NCBI's taxonomy places the organism in Eukaryota, Fungi, Mucoromycota, Mucoromycetes, Mucorales, Cunninghamellaceae.
UUUUUUUUUUUAUCUAUCAUCAUUCAUUCUCAUCAUUAUACGUUAACAUCAUCAUCAACAUAUAAUAAAAAUUUUUCAACGUCCUAUCUAUUACUAUCAUUAUGAACGCCAUCGACUUUUUAUCCAGUGAUAUUGAAUUUCCAUGUGAUUCAAAUGAACCCAAAUUAUCGGCAAGUCCAUGUACCAAACUACCAGAACCAGUUGAUUGGGCUUUUCACGAUUAUUACAGUACAGUUUUAGAAAAAGCUUUUACACCCAUCAACGGUAUCACUGACAUCACUCAUUUGGAACCUGUUAGAAAUGAAGUAGCUCCUCCUAAUUAUCUCAAGGACUGGAAACAUCCAUCUGUCUUUACUGUGGAAGAUAAACAAGAUGAUCAAGCCGUUGUUGUUGUUUUGACUAAUACUAUUCAACCACCACCACAACCUCAACCACAAAAUACCCUUCGUGCUGCUUUAAGAGGUGCCUUGGAUUUGGUGGAAAUCGAUAUGCAACGAAAUAUGCAUGAUUCUCUUUUAUCUCCUUCUGCUCCUCGUCGUGGUGAUCCCUUUGACAAGGAUUACUUUUUAUCAUGGAAAGAUGAUCUUUUGGCUGAAACUCUUCAUAUUGGUGAAUUGGAUCAAGAUCUAUGGGAUGAUGAUGAUGAUGAUGUAUUAAACAUGGGUCCUGCCUCACCUGCUUAUGAUACCAUCAACGAAUGUCCUAUUUUGGAUUCAUCUUUACCAUCACGUAUCAGUUCUAUUAUGCCUUUAUCGACCUCUCCACCUAUGGCAACAAAUAACACUACUAUUACUACUACUACUGUUAAAAACAACACUAUUGAUUCUCAACAAUUAUCACAACCAUCAUCACCCAUUCCUCAACAAACAGAAAAUACACGUUCUCCUGUUAUGAUGAUCAAUGAAUCAACAAGUACAUCCUCCUCCUCAUCAUCAUCAACAUCAUCAGUGAAAAAAUCAACUACCAAGAACAGCAAAGCAAGAACUUGGAAUGUAUGGCAUAAAGUCAAACAAGUCACUCAACCUCUCAGCAAGCAACUCAAAUCAUCAUCAUCCACAAAAAAUAUCCUCAAACGUUUGUUCCAACAUUAAAAAAAAAAUACUCCUACCUUUUUUUUUUGGCUAUUAUAGGUCUCCUUCUUCUGUGUAUAUAUUCCCUAUUUUUUUUUUUU